Pipistrellus nathusii (Nathusius's pipistrelle) is the source of this 810-nucleotide messenger RNA. Lineage: Eukaryota; Metazoa; Chordata; Mammalia; Chiroptera; Vespertilionidae. The record is from the annotation of a GenBank genome assembly.
AUGGUUAUGUCCCAGGGCACCUACACGUUCCUCACGUGCUUCGCCGGUUUCUGGCUUAUCUGGGGGCUCAUCGUCCUCCUGUGCUGCUUCUGCAGCUUCCUGCGCCGCCGCCUCAAACGGCGCCAGGAGGAGCGACUGCGUGAGCAGAACCUGCGCGUCCUCGAGUUGGAGCCGCUCGAGCUCGAGGGCAGCCUGGCCGGGAGCCCCCCGGGCCUCGCGCCCCCGCCGCCACCGCACCGCGGCCGCCUGGAGGCACCGGCGCACGCGCACCCGCACGUGCACGUGCACCCGCUGCUGCACCACGGGCCCGCGCCGGCGCACGUGCACCCGCACGCACACCACCACGCACUGCCGCACCCGCCGCCGCCGCACCUCUCCGUGCCGCCGCGGCCCUGGAGCUACCCGCGCCAAGCGGAAUCGGACAUGUCCAAGCCUCCGUGCUACGAAGAGGCGGUGCUGAUGGCCGAGCCGCCGCCGCCCUACAGUGAGGUGCUCACCGACACCCGCGGCCUCUACCGCAAGAUCGUCACGCCCUUUCUGAGCCGCCGCGACAGCGCCGAGAAGCAGGAGCAGCCGCCGCCCAGCUACAAGCCGCUGUUCCUGGACCGAGGCUACACGUCGGCGCUGCACCUGCCCAGCGCCCCGCGGCCCGCCGCGCCCUGCCCCGCGCUCUGCCUGCAGGCGGACCGAGGCCGCCGCGUCUUCCCCAGCUGGACCGACUCGGAGCUCAGCAGUCGCGAGCCGCUGGAGCCCGGAGCUUGGCGCCUGCCGGUCUCAAUCCCCUUGUUCGGGAGGACUACAGCCGUAUAG